This is a messenger RNA of Cooperia oncophora, 252 nucleotides long. NCBI's taxonomy places the organism in Eukaryota, Metazoa, Nematoda, Chromadorea, Rhabditida, Trichostrongylidae. The record is from the annotation of a GenBank genome assembly.
GUUUACGACUGUCAAAUCGAGCAAAGUGCAGUGAGGAACGCCAGAAAAUGCGUAUAUGGGCAUUCUAGAGGUCUUGAAAGAAGUGGUCUCGGUGAGAAUCUCUGGAUGAAUUCUACAAGACGAAUGGAUAAGGCCUAUGCAGCGAAAAUGAUGUGCGAUGGGUGGUUCAAGGAAUUAUCAAAGUCGGGUGUGGGACAGGCGAACGUGCUCACAGAAAGUCUUUUCUCUCGACAAGUUGGUCAUUAUACUCAG